AUGCCGGGGCCGGGGCCAGCCACGCCAGCCCUGCCAGGGCCUCGUUGGCUGCUCCUUGCCCAACUCAUCACCUUCUGCCUUCCAGUGUCUGCCAACGAAGGGGAUGCCUACCCGCUGGGGGCUCUGCCUGUCGGCACGCUGAUCUGCAACCUGGAGAGCCACCCUGGGAAGGGAGCACAGUACAUCCGGGCAGCUGGGACUUGUGGUGUGCUGUUGAGGAAAGUGAAUGGGACGGCCAUCGUGCAGCUGCCCUCCAAGAGGCAUAUGCAGGUGCUAGAGACCUGUGUGGCCACAGUGGGCCGCGUGUCCAAUGUCGACCACAACAAGCGAGUGAUCGGGAAGGCGGGCCGGAACCGCUGGCUGGGCAAGCGCCCGCACACGGGCUUGUGGCAUCGCAAGGGUGGCUGGGCUGGGCGNNNNAUCAAGCCUCUGCCGCCCAUGAAGAGCUACGUCAACCUGCCACGGGUCACAGCCCCAGAGUGAUGCCGGGGGGCCAAUAAAGCAUUUGCCACACCACUGCCGUCGUGUUACUGCUGCCUUUUCUGCACGAGGCCUUGGGGGGUGCUUUCCCCAUAGGACGCAUGCGGCUGUGGUUGGCCCCUGACAGGAGUCGGGCUGCCAGGAGAGAUGAGCG
Messenger RNA from Egretta garzetta (little egret), 634 nucleotides. RefSeq names its product mitochondrial ribosomal protein L2 (gene MRPL2). The record is from RefSeq and is a predicted model, not a curated record. The coding region runs from base 1 to 483 and encodes 160 amino acids. Lineage: Eukaryota; Metazoa; Chordata; Aves; Pelecaniformes; Ardeidae. Gene Ontology annotation, molecular function: RNA binding; structural constituent of ribosome. The transcript has 4 exons. Gene Ontology annotation, cellular component: ribosome. Gene Ontology annotation, biological process: cytoplasmic translation.